GGCAGUAAAGUUUCUAUUGACGCUUCUAGACAAACCAAAUCGAGGCAGAGCUCUGACAUCGAACCAGGAUUAAUAUUCAAUUGUCGCUAAAUUAAUUCCUCAUCACAAGGAUGUCAGACGACAGCAAGCAGAUAAUAGCACAGAAAAGCGCUAAAAUUGCGCCGGGGGCUGUUGUGUGUGUUGAAAGCGAAAUAAGAGGAGAUGUGACCAUCGGUGCUAGAACAGUUGUCCACCCCAAAGCCCGGAUCAUAGCAGAGGCAGGGCCCAUUGUCAUCGGGGAGGGGAACCUAAUAGAGGAGCAGGUGCUGAUCGUUAACAGUUACCCAGAAAACAUAAUGCCAGACACAGAGGGAGCGGAGCCAAAGACCAUGGUCGUUGGGACCAAUAAUGUUUUUGAAGUCGGAUGUGUCUCUCAGGCUUUGAAAAUUGGAGAUAACAAUGUGAUCGAGUCCAAAGCUGAUCUCGGGAGAAACGUGAUCCUGACCAGCGGCUGCAUCGUCGGCGCCUGCUGCCACAUCAACACGUGUGAGGUGGUGCCAGAGAACACGGUUGUGUACGGCUCAAACUGCCUCCGACGUGUGCAGAACGAGAAGCCACAGCCUCAGACUCUGCAGCUCGACUUCCUCAUGAAGAUUCUGCCCAACUACCACCACCUGAAGAAGACGGUGAAGGGGAGCGUCACGCCCGUGAGGAGCUAACAUGGGUCCAGAGGAACACGACGUCCUACAGACCAAAGCAUCUGGACAAACCUGCACCUUUGGCCACUUUAGUGUUGUUAGUCAUGUUCCUUAUAGCACAGCGCUGAAAACACACACACCCCUUCACUUCUUGCACUUUCUAUUUCAAAAUAUUAUCAUGAUUACAUGAAAUGUACAGUGCCAUAUGCAAGUUAGUGUGUUAUAUAAUUCUUCCUACAAAGAUGAAAUAAAGGUUCUAAUAAUAAA
Messenger RNA from Betta splendens (Siamese fighting fish), 944 nucleotides. RefSeq names its product dynactin subunit 6-like. The coding region runs from base 111 to 698 and encodes 195 amino acids. Gene Ontology annotation, biological process: mitotic spindle organization. NCBI's taxonomy places the organism in Eukaryota, Metazoa, Chordata, Actinopteri, Anabantiformes, Osphronemidae. Gene Ontology annotation, molecular function: dynein complex binding. Gene Ontology annotation, cellular component: dynactin complex. The record is from RefSeq and is a predicted model, not a curated record. The transcript has 7 exons.